Malus domestica (apple) is the source of this 7440-nucleotide messenger RNA. NCBI's taxonomy places the organism in Eukaryota, Viridiplantae, Streptophyta, Magnoliopsida, Rosales, Rosaceae. The record is from RefSeq and is a predicted model, not a curated record.
UAAAAUUGGUACACCAACGAAGAGAAGAAGACAGUGUACGGAAAAUAAAAUCAAUCAACACGAUUGCUCCGCCGUGGAAACCCGUUGCAGCCAAUCAAUACUCUGCACUGAUCGGCCCCGCCCAAUCUCCGCCGUUGAUCCCGGAACCCGAUGAUCUGCGAGUUCCACCGGAGGAGCUUUAACAUAAUAUGAAUUCAGUGAAUUUUUAUUUGAUAUUUUUGGGGAUUUUCUUCCAUUCGGGGGUUUUGAAAUUCCUACUGUGAAAAAUCGGUUAUCGGAGAAUCGGGUUCUGGGUUUUGCGAGAGCUUUGGUGGGUCGGAGAGGGUAUUUUGGGGAUUGGACUGAUGCUGGACUUUAGGGAAGGUCGGUGCGUGAAGGGGUGAAAAGGUUGGGGUUUUGGGGUUAGAGGUAGGGUUAGGGUUAGGGUUUUGUAAGGUUUGUGGUGAUGGAGAUGAAUAAUACUGAGCUUGAAGAAGGCGAGGCUCCUUGCUAUUACAAGGAUGAUGACGAGGAAAACCUUGACCCGGACAACGAUCUCUCUUACAUUGAUGAGAGAAUUCAGAAUGCUUUGGGCCAUUUCAUGAAGGAUUUUGAGGCUGGGAAUUCUGUUGAGACUUUGGGGGCAAAAUAUGGUGGGUAUGGAACUUUUUUACCAUCUUAUGAAAGGUCUCCAUCCAUUUUGUCUCAUCCAAAGACCCCGCAGAUAAACUACAACACAUCAAGAUCUCCUAAAUGUUUAACAGAGGGUGACCCUCAGAAUCUGAAAGCUUCUUCAAAUGCACCCCCAAAUGUGAGGCUUGGAAUUGCUAACACUGCUCAAUUGUCACAUAAUUCAAGGGUCCUCCCUGGAGACAUUUCAGUUAAACGGAAUUUGUGCUUGCCUCCAACUCAAGUAGCUGAGAGGUGUUCUGUGAAAGAUGAAACCUCAAACAGACAGGGGAAUCCAACUGAUCAAAGGACACUGAAGGUUCGAAUCAAAAUGAACCCUGAUAACACGGCUCAGAAGAAUGUAGCAAUAUAUAGUGAUCUUGGACUUGGCUCUCCAUCUUUAUCUUUGGAGAACAGCCCUGAGGAAAGUAGGGCAAUGAAACCUCCAUCUCAAGUGAUUGUGGAUAACUCUCCCACUAACAUUAUUCAGGUUAUGACUUCCUUUCCUGUUCCUGGAGAUGCAUUGAUAUCACCACUUCAUGACAGUUUGCUUUUCUUAGUAAGAAAGAGAAAGCUUUAUCAACAAAAACAAGUAUCUUCAUCAAAGGGCCAUCAAGAGCAUUCAUCUUUGUCUGUGAUGGACUCUGUUUCCACAGAGGGCAACAGCAAAGUGUCGAAGGAGACAAGAAUUAAAGCAUCCAGGAAGGGUGAAAGUCCGGUAGCGUUGAAGCUUGAGAAUGGUAUCAAGAAUAACAUGAAAAUUAUUAUGAAAAAGAAAUCAGAAACUGGGAGCCGAGAAGACAAGGAGCUUGUGCUCAAUGACUUGAAAGCCACGCCUUUGUCCAAUGCAGUAUUUGUUGGUAAUUGUUUGAAAGUGAUUAGUAGGACACCUGAAGCUUCUAGGGAGGCGAAUGAGAAUGAGGUGAAAGGAAAAUUAUCUUCCUCUGAAUUAGUGAAGGAAGAGCCAUUGGAGUUGAUAUCUAAUCAGGGUGGUGUCAAGAAUGAGAAGCAGAGUUCUAGGUAUGGUUCAGUGGAAAGGGUCUGGGAACAGAAGGAUAUUCCAGUUGAUCUCAGGGAUGAUGUCAAGUGCAAGGAUUACAAGAUUUCAGCCUCAAAAGAUGAUUCUGAUGUAUCCAAAUGCAAGGAAGAGCAAGACUUGCACAAACACAAUGCUGGUAAGGAAGGUACAUCACGUGAACAAGCAAAAACUAAUGUGUGUGGCAAGAGGCCAAAGCUAUCUUCUGAGGGCAAGGCUAAGUCAAAGGAAAAUCAAAGCAAGGAAAAGUCACCUAGUAUUUCAACAAAGGAACACCUGGAGUUUGAAAUGGGUGUGGCUCCAAAAGAUAAAUUGAGCGGAGGUCAUGGUGUUCCUCAAUCUGAUAUAAAAGUUCAGAAGUCGAAGUCGCAAAAUGGUAAGGUCAGAGAUAAUCAAAGAGUCUCAGUGGGGGACAAAAGAUUGGAACAAAGGGAUAAAAUGGACAUAGCAGAAAGACCUGCUGCUGAUAUUGAUGUAAAACUGAGGGCAUGUUUGGAUAAACCAAAGGAAAAAUGGAGCGGCAAAAAGUCCGAUAAUCAGUUACUGUCAAAAGAUGUUCCCGUUCUGUGCCAACAAACAAAGGAAAAUGGACUUGCUUCGGAGCUUGUACCAGCGGCUGCAGCUCCUGUAAUUAUAGAAGAACAUUGGGUGUGCUGUGAUAGUUGUCAGAAGUGGCGGCUUCUACCCUUAGGCACUAAGCCGGAGCAACUUCCUGAGAAGUGGUUGUGUAGCAUGCUUAAUUGGCUGCCUGGGAUGAAUCUAUGUGACAUCAGUGAGGAGGAAACAACCAAAGCACUCCAAACAUUAUACCAGAUGCCAUCUUCAGAAGGAAUAAAUAAGCUGCUGACUCAUGCUAAUGGAACAGCAUCUGCAGUACCUGCGGUUGAUGUCCUACAUCUUGAUCAGAACCUCAGUUCUCAUGCCAUGUCUAAUCAAGGGAAGAAGAAACAUGGUUUAAAGGAAAUACCAAAUGCAAGUAAUGGAAGUAGUCUCUUGAACUCUACAAAGAACCACCUGCAAGUAGCUGUGAAAAGUAUAAGCUCCAAUGACAUAAACCAGCCUCCUUUAGAAUCAAAUGUGAUAAAGAAAUCUAGUUCUCGACAUACGAGCAAGCUGCAAAACUUGAAAAUUGAAAAAACCAUACCUAAGCAGAAGGAGAAGCAAACAAGUGAAGAUAAUGCCAGGGCAGUAAGAUUGAAAAACAAGGAGGAGGAUGAUCAGCAUACAUUUGGAACUUCUAAGAAAUUGAAGAGAGGAGAUAUGUGGCAUGCUGAUAAGAACACAAAUUCUAAUGUUGACAUUGGGAUGGUUGUUUCGGUUCAAGUACUGGUUUGCACCCAGGCACGUGGUCAGGAUGUUAAAUACAAUGACCUCUGUCAUUCUGAAGGCACUAAGGAUGCAGCCAAGGACAAAUUACAAGUUUCUGCAAAGAAAUUGAAAGACCAAAUUCAGGUCUCAUUGCAUGGGGGGGCUUUGGACUUGAGAACAGGCAGUAGAGAUGGUUCCACAAAGAAAAGAAAGAUGAGAGAAUGGCAGGAUACUCAGAAUAAUGUGGAGACAUUUCAAAAUUUUGGGCAUGAAGGGAAGUUAUAUACCAAGGAGGAAAGUAGUGAAAGCGGAUAUCGGAAGGAGAAGAGGUCCAGGAUUUUGAAGUCUAAUGGUAAAGAGUCCAGUACUGGUAAUGGAGAUGAUAGACCAAAUAGAAAAAUCAGAGCGGCCAAUAUUGUUAUGUCAGGAACAAAAGUUAAUUCAAUUCAUGUUGCGGAAAAGGAUAGGAGUAUUGUAAAAGACCAGCAACCCAAGAAACAUAGUAAAAAGAAUGCAUCUCAACAAACAUUCAUUGGUGUAAAUUCAUUGGGAAGGGAUUCGGGAUCCGGGCAUGUUUCUUUGGCUGCCACUUCAAGCUCUUCAAAGGUUUCAGGUUCUCAUAAAACUAGAGUUAACUUUGAAGAAGUAAAAGGCUCACCUGUGGAAUCAGUUUCUUCAUCUCCUUUGAGGACCUCCAAUGAAGACAGGCUUACUUCAGCAAGGGGAGAUGCUUUAGGGAAAGAUGAUUCUGCUUAUGGUGGUUUCCCUUUAACAAAUAAUGGAGAUGCCAGUAUAUUUUCAUCGGUAGGCUACCAGGAUGGAGAUGCCAAUGGUGAACUCAAUGUCACCGCCAAACCUUCUUCUGAAGUUUGGAAUAGCCAUUUGCUUAGUGGUAAUAAUGAUGGUUUGGAAAACGGUCGGUGCCUCAAAAAUCAGCAUGGCAUGAAUCAUUCUCAUGAUGAUGAUAGAGAGAACAAGGAUCACACUGGAGAUCCUGUUUGUGUGCAAAAAUCUGGCAAGGGUUCCUGUUUGCAGUCUAAGGACAUUGUUAGAAGUGGCACUUCUAAUUUGGAUAGGAACAGGAUGAAGGCUUCUGAUCCAGUGAAUGAUUGCUCGAAGAAGGGUCAAAGAUAUGAAUCUGAGAUUGAACCCAAUUAUGUUCAUGGAAAAGGGAAUAAUGUUAGACACGAUCUUCCUGAAAAGUGUAGCACUAAGUGGGUCAAGCUCAAGGAUGAAAACUAUCAUAUUAGUAGGGGGGAUAAUGCAGGACAUGGGUCAAGUGACAGUGGAGUGGAAACUCAACCAAAACGAAAGGACUAUGAUGCAUCAGAUGUGAAGUUUAGUUCUACGCAGAGCCCUAAUAGGAAUAGUGCACUGCAACAAAACCUGAUUCAGAAACAUGAGGAUGGUCAGAUGCAAUAUGAGUCAAGAAGUGGGAAAUCACAAUUGUUUUUACAUUGCCGAGGUGAAAGGAAAGAAGAAACACCAUCUCUUUGCUCCCCACCUAUUGCAGGGUCUGAGAGAGAAGUAGUGUUUCAAGGGCUUCCUGUCGAUACCACUGUCAAUGGUGAUAUGACAACGUCACUAAAGCAGGCUGGGACUGCUGCUAACAAGAAUGGAGUUAAUUGCAAGCCUGAUCAACAAAGAGAUGGUGCGCCAAGUCCUGUGAGAAACUCCUCUGCCCAGACUGCUACUAAUACCUUGAAAGAGGCCAAGAGGCUUAGAGACUAUGCUGAUUAUCUUAAGAACUCUGGGUUUGAUUUUGAAAGUAGUGAGGCUUACUUCCAAGCUGCCCUGAACUUUCUCCAAGGAGCCGUGCUUUUAGAAAGUUGCAGUAGUGAGAAUGGCAAACAUGGAGAUAUGACUACGUUGCAAGUGUACAGUACUACAGCUAAACUUUGCGAAUUAUGUGCCCAUGAAUAUGAAAGCCGCAAAGAAGUAGCUUCUGCUGCCUUGGCCUAUAAAUGCAUGGAGGUGGCAUACAUGAGGGUGGUUUACUGUAAACAUUCUAGUACAAACAGGGAUCGGCAUGAGUUGCAAGCUACUCUCAAUAUGGCUCCUCAAGGUGAGUCUCCAUCAUCUUCUGCAUCAGAUUUAGAUAACUUGAACAACCAAGUUGCUGCUGCUCGUAACCGCUCUAGUUUUGUCAGGCUGCUUGACUUUACACUGGAUGUAAAUUUUGCAAUGGAAGCCUCAAGGAAAUCCCAGAAUGCUUUUGCAACUGCUUGCGCGACACUGGCUGAUGCACAUAAGAAUGAUUGUAUUUAUUAUAUUAGGAGGGUCAUUGAUUUCAGCUUCCAAGAUUUAGAGGAGCUCAUCCAUCUGGUUAAGCUUGCAAUGGAGGCCAUAAGUCGAUCCAAAUUUGGUGGUGCUAGAGAUUAAGUCAACCCUGUAUAUAUUGAACGUUUUCAUGGUUUCUCUCUUAAGCAGGCAGGCAUCAGGAAAAAAAAAAGGAGAAAGGAUGCCUACCUGGACCUUCACUUGAUAAUCUGCAAAGAAGGCAGGUUACUGACAGUUCAUAUCUCUUCUGUACAUGUGUACAAAGUGAGAUUGAUUACCAAAUUUUAUAAUAUAUUUUUUCGCAAGUUAAGUCUAUUUUUGACGCCGAUAAGGGCACAUCAUGCUCAGCCAUAAGUUUUAAUGGGUUGGGAAAAUAAUUUAGUUGUUCGGGAGCAUAGCUCAGAGAUAAUGUAAUAGUAUAUAUAUAUAUAUAUAUAUUUUUUUUUUUGGCUCCUGUGAUUUGGUGCUUGAGGUUUAAGAAAAAAAUAUCUAUAGGGAUUGGAAGAUAUUCUUAGGCAACCAUUUUGAGAAGGUUGAAUACUAGUGGUGAUCGGUCAAUUGCUCUAUCAAGCAUUUUUCUGUUUUGUUACUGUUUUUCAGAAUUUUGAUGGAAUGGAAACCAAAUUCUUGGCCAAGGUUCCCUUUAUACUUGUAGCAAAAAAAGCUUAAGCUUUUGUAUACGUUGAUUGUGCAGGGGACUGAAAUACAAAUUGAAUCUUCAGGUGAAAUCAAAGAACUUUGGUUGAGCAACCCCUGAGAAGUUCAGACUUGUGACCUACUGGAGUACAUACUAGGACCACCGCUGCAUGUGAGUUUAAGUGUAAAAAAAAAAGGUUUACAAACAUUAUCCUACUCCAAGAAUUACCCCAUAUUAUUCAUGUGUUUUCUAAUAAUAAAUUUUGCCUUGUAUGUGGUGGGAUGUAUCAGUUUACGUCUGCAUCAAUUACUCGUGAUGCUUUGAUGUGGCAUAUGAAAAUUUUCUCGCAAUUCAUGCUAUGUACUUGUGAUACGCUGAUAUUUAAGAGUAAACUUCUAUAUUUAGAUUUUAAAAAAGUUACGAGGGUUCUUUCUUCUCGGUUGGAGUUGGUUGCUGAAGAGUAAUUAGAAUCUUUUUGUUUUUGGUUUUUGUUAAGCAUGCACUUGCUGUUAUAUUCUCAGUAAUAAAUAUUUAAUGAUGUGGUUCAUGAACCAAUGACUGUAGUUUCAGUUCAAAUGGUCCUGGUGUUGGUCAGACCUUUGCUUAUUGCAUCAACUGAGUGCACGUGCUCAUUGUUUCCCCAGCACUAAGCUUGAUUGGUUUUCAACUUUUCAUGGUACUUUCACUUGUAUGCCAUGUGUUGUCAUUCAUUGUUUUACAAGCUUGUAUUUAUAAAUGUCGCCAUUGAUUGUUGAGUUAUCAACAUUCGAUCUAUACCGAGCGAAUGAGGGUCUACCUAUUAUGUUUCGCAAAAUUGUGGAUCUUAUCCUUGUUGGUAACUGAUAUGGCUGCUUUACAUUGAACUUCAGUGCACAACAGUUUUAAAUGCCUGAGUUUCGGUUUUAUUUGUUUAAGGAUAAAGUUUUCUAGAUGCAGCGAUGCUUGAGGGUGUUUAUACCUGUGUACUCCACUUUCAGUAACCACUCUCCCGUGAUACCAUCGUGGUGGUGGUCUCCCUCUCUCAGUUGCCUUUUUCUGUCAGCUAAUAUACAAAUAGUUCUUUCUGUUAUUUUUAGACGUAGUAAGAUAACGGUUUUUCUUCUGUGAUGUGGGUGUAGUACAUCAGUCGUGCCAGAUGGGCGAGCUUUUUCUUGAUUUGAUUUUUGCCUUGAAACGAUAGAUAUCCCUUUUAAGAUUUUAAUUAUUAUUAUUAAGUUUUGUUCUUUUAGGAUGUCAAAGCUGGAUAUUUGCCUUAGGAUGCAGGUUUUCUCGAAGCAGGUUACUCUAUCGGGUUUCAAUUCACAAAGUGGGAUCUUGGUUUAUGCAGGAGAAGAAUGGGGGCUGACUUCGGUCGCUGGCAGCAACAGGUGCUGGUUGUUUACAUAAUGUAUUUACUAUUCUCUUCUCUUGUUUUUCUUUUUAUUCCAACAUUGAAUAAUCCUUUCACUGUUGUCUCCAUGAUUUUCGCACCAUGUAUCAUACAUGAACAAUAACGAUAACAGUAAUAAUAGUUAUCGGCAUUUUUUUAUCA